ACUUUUACCGAGAAAACAAUAGCAAAUUGCUUGGAAUUUAGAUUGAUUAGAACUUAAUUAGAAUUUUAAAUUUAAUAAUUGUUUUUAUUAUUAUAGAGAUAAAAAUAAUUUAAUUGAACCUCAACUUUAUAAUACAUUUUUCUUUGCAAUUCUAUCCGACAACUAUUCAGGAAUCAGUGAGCUUAACUGCACGGCACACAACUGAAAUUACUAUUAGGCUGAAGCGAUGGCAUCGUCACCGCCACCACCGCCAACCCCAACGUCGCCUCCUUCUGCCUCAAAUUCCGAGAACUCAGCUACUCGCUCCCCUCCAUCUAUGCCGCCUAAGGUCGACGAUGGCGAUCCCAAGAGUAGUGCUCCCCAAGUGCUUGAUGAAAUGCCACACUUGACCCAUUUUCAGAUUCUUGACAGUGAAGAAAACAUGGACAAGUACAAAAAAUAUGAAGCUGACUACACACGCCGGUUGAUGGCUAAAUACUUCUCUAAGCAGAAUCUUUAUGGAGGAAACAUAUUUGAUGAGAAAAUGACAAUUGAUGACGAGAUUAUACUAUCAAGCAAGUGGCCUUGUACACGAUCAUUCGCAGACCCAAUGAAUGGUUUUGAGGAACAGAGCAAUGUUGGUUCAACAUCAGAAACCUGAUUAGAUCUCAAAUGGGAAAGUACCCACCAAGGAAUGACUGAUGCAACAGUUGCUUCCUCUCAACUGUGAUGUCGUAUAUAACCUGAUGUUGAUGAUGUAGACAAAGAUGUAGAAGAAAUGACCAAACCUUAUUUCUAAAUUUCAGUUUGUAUUCUAGAAAUUGCAAUUAUCAAAUAUGUUAGCAAGCUUAGUUAUUCA
Molecule: messenger RNA, 838 nt
Organism: Ricinus communis (castor bean)
Lineage: Eukaryota; Viridiplantae; Streptophyta; Magnoliopsida; Malpighiales; Euphorbiaceae
Product: FH2 domain-containing protein 1
Exons: 5
Coding region: 227-640 (137 amino acids)
Source: RefSeq, a predicted model, not a curated record